Molecule: messenger RNA, 303 nt
Organism: Aspergillus puulaauensis
Lineage: Eukaryota; Fungi; Ascomycota; Eurotiomycetes; Eurotiales; Aspergillaceae
Exons: 1
Coding region: 1-303 (100 amino acids)
Source: RefSeq, a predicted model, not a curated record
AUGUUUCGGAGCAGCUUCCGAGAAGGAUACUGGUCCCGCAGAUUCCAGAUGAAUUAUUCGCGGGCUUGGGUACUACGAGUCAGAAUAUUACAUCGUGCGUUUGCUCUAAUGCGGAUCACCAGGCGAUGGAGGUUUCCUGUGCUUGUCGGCGAAUGGUAUGUGCAGGUUGAAUUCGACAACACGCUGACGGAACAAGGGUAUGCUUUGAAUGCUGGUCUAUAUGCAUUUGCCGCUCAUACUUAUGGAAGCCCUUACUGGAAGGCCAAUUUUUUGGCAACGCCACUGUUGACGGUUUGGGUGUAA